AUGGACUCCUCGGAAUAUCUUCGUAUCCUCGCGAGGCUCGACACUCGGGCAGUCCGGGCGGAGAGAGCCCAGUGCAAGCUCGAGCAAACCCUCGAGGCUGCACAGACAACUCUGAAGGUUGCAAACGAGGAAAGAGACCACGUAUCCAAACUGGCGGAUAUUUUCUUUGAUCUCAGCCAAAUGAUGGGAAGCGUUAUAGAUUACUUAUUGAAGGAGCGUGGCUCUAAGGAACCCGACCAAGAGCCGGAGUCAACGAAGGUAAUGCUGGACGUGUUAUUGAAGCAAAUGGAAAUCAAGGAGCCAGGGGCCAGCGGUGGAGAUUCUGGAAGUGACUCCGAAAUUGAUAGCGCAAAGGCCGCGGAACAGAGCAGCUAA
Molecule: messenger RNA, 375 nt
Organism: Penicillium olsonii
Lineage: Eukaryota; Fungi; Ascomycota; Eurotiomycetes; Eurotiales; Aspergillaceae
Source: the annotation of a GenBank genome assembly